AUGGGAUAUAAGGAGCGAAAGAAGUUCAUCUGCGCCCAAGGCCCAACGGAGACCACGGUGAACGACUUCUGGCGGAUGAUAUGGGAACACGGCUUGGAACUGAUCGUGAUGCUGACCAACCUGGAGGAGUACUCCAAGGUGAAGUGCAGCAAGUACUGGCCGGACGAGGUCCGUGGGAGUCGGGCUUUCGGGAAUAUCACGGUUCAUCAUGUUUCUGAGAAGAGAUAUUCGGACUACAUCGUGCGAGAGCUGAGGAUAUCGAAGCAGGCUUUGAACUCUGAGGGCCAACCGGUGGUUGAGAAUAAUGGGAACGCGAAACGAAACGGAGAUUGCGGCAUGGGCGAGCUGAGCGCCCCGACGUCUCCUCAGACGAAGAGCGAAAGCCGUCUCGUGCGUCAGUACCACUUCCUCAUGUGGAAGGACUUCGCCGCGCCCGAGCACCCUCACUCUAUACUCAAGUUCAUCAAGCGCGUGAACGAGGCGUGGUCGGUAGCAGUGUCCCGAGAAGUAGUGGUCCAUUGCUCGGCCGGGGUGGGUCGCACUGGGACACUGGUGGCUCUCGACUGCCUCUUGGAGCAACUACGCGAUACCAACUGCGUGUCCGUCUUCAACUGUGUGGCUGAGCUGCGGGCGCAGAGGAAUUUCCUUGUGCAAUCACUGAAACAAUACGUGUUCGUAUACCGUGCGUUGGUGGAGUACGCUCACUUCGGGGAUACGGAGAUCCCGGCCUCGCGGCUCAAGAGCGCCAUCGACAGACUCCGGAACACGCCCGAGGGUAGCGACAAGAGCCUCAUGGAAAUGGAGUUUGAGAAACUAAUCCGUCCGCCGGUGAUCGAGAGCGCCAAGUCGUGUGCGGCGGGAGGCGGGGAGGAAGUGAGGUCUCGGAACAGAUCCACCGAUUGUCUGCCCUACGACCGGAACAGGGUCAUCCUGGCACCUUUGCCCGGUCGGGACUACUCCACGUACAUCAACGCGUCGUUUAUCGAGGGUUACGACAAUUCAGAGGGCUUCAUAAUCACACAAGACCCACUCCCCAACACCAUCAUGGACUUCUGGAGGAUGGUCUCCGAGCACAAUGUUUCCACUAUCGUCAUGCUCAGCGAGUUGGGUGAAGGCAAGUGUCCGCGGUACUGGGACGACGGAACGGUGCAGUACGAGCACAUCUCAGUGGAGUACGAGGAGAGCGAGUCCUGCCCCUAUUACACCAGGAGACACUUCACCAUUACCAAUAACAAGAGCGGCGACUGGUGCGCCGUGCGGCAGCUGCAGUACCACGGCUGGCCGACGGCGGCGGGCCACGUGCCCGAGGUCACGCGGGGCCUGUGCGAGCUGGCCGAGCGCACGCAGCCCUCCGACCACGACAACACGCGGCCCGUCUUGGUGCACUGCCAAUACGGCACGGAGCGGUCGGCCCUGUUCGUGGCGCUGUGCAUCCUGACGUGGCAGCUCCGAGUCGAGAGACGCGUGGACGUGAGCGCCGUCGCCCGGAAGCUGCGCUCGCAACGGACCAACACCAUCGACACUGUGCUCCAAUACGAAUUCCUCCACCGUGCCAUACUGAACUACGCCGAGCUCCACAAUCUACUCGACGACAGCUAA
Pieris macdunnoughi is the source of this 1599-nucleotide messenger RNA. NCBI's taxonomy places the organism in Eukaryota, Metazoa, Arthropoda, Insecta, Lepidoptera, Pieridae. The record is from the annotation of a GenBank genome assembly.